This is a messenger RNA of Acanthoscelides obtectus, 558 nucleotides long. Lineage: Eukaryota; Metazoa; Arthropoda; Insecta; Coleoptera; Chrysomelidae. The record is from the annotation of a GenBank genome assembly.
AUGUAUACGUGUAGUGAAUGUGGUAAAAACUUUACGCGGUUGGAUAAUUUACGACGCCAUGCAAGAAAUAUUUGCAAAAUAGAACUUGAAUCUACCAGUCAAGCUAAGAAAAUCAAGCUGGAUAGUUCACCUGAAACGCUUCCGAAAACGGUUUUUCGACCACCCACACAAGAACAUUACAACAUAGAACAAACUCAGCGGUGGUGUAAGACGUAUCAACAGCGGUAUUCAGAUGCAGAAUUGUCAGAUCCAGAUUUAGUUCAUCAGCUGCAUAUAUCAACUUUAAAGACUGUUUCUGCAACUUCCAACAAAAUGUGCUUGAGAUUAAAGAAGAGAAGUUUCGAGUACCUAUAUAGAGCGUUGAAAGUGAAUAUGAAGGUGUUUGCAAAAUAUGUGUUACAGACCAAAGAUGUCGUGGAUAUCACGUCAUCCAAUACAACUAACAAAGUAAUAGAUGAUAAAGUAGAUCUACCUGUUGUUUACAAGCAUUUCACUGAUGAGAUUAUAUCACAGUUAUCGGAGUUUGAAAAAAAGGAUUCUGGUAAGUUAUUUAGAUAA